Anopheles coluzzii is the source of this 3098-nucleotide messenger RNA. RefSeq lists its product as uncharacterized. NCBI's taxonomy places the organism in Eukaryota, Metazoa, Arthropoda, Insecta, Diptera, Culicidae. Bases 1328 to 2794 code for a protein of 488 amino acids. The record is from RefSeq and is a predicted model, not a curated record. The transcript has 2 exons.
ACUAACGUAAAAAUAAAUAUGCACGGAAAUGAAAUAAAUUGUGACAUAAUGCGACGACAAUCGCAAACGCCCGAAUAAAGAUGGAAUGUUUAAGGCGAGCGAGAGAGCGUACCCUCUAAAAUUUAUCAUUUUAACAUUGUAAGUACGCAUCAUCAGCAUCUUGCCGCCGUCGCUCACUGGAGCCGAUAUUAAUAUUAAGCUGCGUACGUUUUAAUACCGAUGCUCUUCUCCACUGCCAUCGAAAACGUGCUCACUAACGAGAGCCAGCCCACCGGGACACACCACCACCGCCUUCUUCCACAUACGGAGGCGGCGGCCUCAACGAUCGGGGGUGAUCAUCAUCCGCACGAGAUGGAACCUGUUUUCCACGCACUCGACAAAACCGGGCCUGUACACCGUAGUGGAGUUUGUUGGAAGGAAAAGCGGACACAAUAAGUUGAGUCGAAAAGUUACCACAUGGUAGUUAACUAAAUAUAGAGGAAGAAUGAAUAACUGGAACAGUUUCUUAGAUAUUCAUAGCGAGGAAUUUCUUUCCAAAACCAUACCCAACUUAUUCGAUGAAUGAGGUUCGUGGGUUAAUUUAACAAAGAUUUAAUAAUACACCAAAAACUCAGUGAUACAAAUCAAAGGAAAGAACCAUUUCAAUAUAGUUUCCUGAAAAUUGAAUUCUUUCAUAGAUACUAUAUCAUUCAUUCACCAAAAACUUCAUCGUUGGGAAAUAGCAAGAUAAAGCAAAGCAACCAAAAGACCGACCAAACCAACCCGCCUGACUAUUUUCUUUCCAACUCACCCACAGGCCGAUGUGUCCGAUAUGAGCCGUUGGAAAACGUCAUCGGAACUUCGGGCCUUAAACGCUGUGUGCGACUUUAUCGAUCAUGGCGCACAUCACACGCUAUGCUCCAUGCCUAAAAAAACUGUGCCUCACACACACACACACCCUCUCCUUGGACACACAUCACUAGGCGCUUAGGAAAUGGCUACUACUAAUCCGCACCAUCCCCAACGUGUGCGAAGGAGUAGAAAUGCACUCUCCGUCUUCUAUCUAGCGCGCGACGACACCAUGUUGACGACUCGGAAAGGAAAAGCAAAAUAGUAGUAGUAGGGAACGGGAAAACGUCCCUUUCUCCCGUUAUUUUUCUUUCGCCCAGCGUGUUGUGGUGUGGUGCGGGGAGUUGGAAAACUCACCACACUAUAAAGCGAUUAGCUAUCAAACGAGAUGGCGCAGUCUCAAUCAGUGUGUUGCACCAGUGUGUAGUGUCAUUUGGUCCAGAUUAGGAAAAAAACGGGAGGAAUCAUAAUAGUUGGUGUAGUUAGAAAGUGAAACAUAAUGAAUCCGCUGAAAUUGCUGCCCUUUCUAGCCUCCAUCACCAUCCUCAGCAAUGCACGGCCGGGGCAGGGCUUGGAGAUUGAACAUCCGCACAGCUUCUCCACAUUCAAGCGUGGCGUAAUGCUGGGCGAUGUUUCGUACAGCUAUUCCUCCACCGACAUGGGUUCGCCGGAAAGUGGUCGCUACAAGACGGUAACGGUCAUAAAGAACAUUGCCAUACCCAAACCAACCAGUACGAUGUUCAGCGAUCGAUCGGAACAUUUCUACGAUUCGGUGGAGAAAGGCUCGUCCGGCGGUGGUUCUUCGGCGCAUAAAAAACGAACGCACGUGGAAUAUUGGCCCCCGAAGGAAGACAAUCAGGUCGCUCAUCGGCUUAAGCUCGAACCAAGCUUCCACAAGGCGAGCAGCAACACGCACCGUCCUAAGAGUGGCAGCAGUCACACCCAUCAGCGCCAUCACAGCCGGCAGGAGAAGGUGGCCACACCGAAGCCAACGUACAAACCGGCCGAAAUCAAGGAACAAUCGGAAGAGGAUCCCAAGCACCCGAUCGAUCUACUGGAGCUAGCCAAAUCGGCCGUAAAAACGCUCACCCAAAAGGCCAAGACUGGUGGACCGGGAGAAAAUACGGGCCCGGUAACGUUUCCCUCCGACGGGAUGAUGAUGAAGAGAAAGCAGAACGGUGUCGUCAGCGUGGCCCAAGAGUACACCAGCAUCGUGACGGAAGAUCCGAAAGAACGGCAGCCGAUCGUGAGCAAGCUGCGCACCAAGGUAGAUCUUCCGACGAAGGCUCCAUCCCAAUCGCCUUAUUAUUCCUCCUCGUCGUCCACCAGCACCACCACCGCCUCCAGCAGUGAGGAGGAGCAGGAGAUCCCGCUGAAAGAUUUUGAACAGUCCGAGUACGUGUUCAACCACAAGACUGGGACCUUCGAGUUCCGCAAAGCGUCCAAAGCGCCCAAAGCCGUCCAGGAAUAUCUCCGUGCCAGUCCGUACGGACAGAAGGGAGAUCAGGGGAUGGGAGAUGGCGGUGCCAACACGUACAGCAGUCCCUCGGAGCUGCUGUUUGCCGAGCUUCACAACGCUGUGUCGACUCGCAAUGUCACUAUGAUCAAGGCGCUUGCCAGCCAGCUGGAGGAAACGUUCAACGUAGGCCAGCUAGACUUUGAGUCGCUUAAAACCGAGGCCGAGAUGGAGCAGCACCGUACGACCGAAGACUCGAUGAUGAUGAUGAUGAUGGCCGGUGAAACGACGACCGCCAAGGCACCGUUCGAUUUUGGGUAUGGCAACUAUGGCGAAACGACCACCAUGGAGUAUCAGGACCCGACCACCGAGGCGAUCAUGCCAAGCACCACUGUCAAGGCGCCGAUCAUGAUGAUGAUUCCAACGACCACCACCAAAAAGCCGCUUCGAUACAUUGCGCCGAAGCUGCGGGGAUUCAAGCGGUUCUCGUCCAAGCGACAGAACAAUUAGUGUAAAUGGUUCUUUGGUGAGGAAAAACCACACCCCUGAAAAUGUUCGCGGAACACGAUCGUGUUCCAAAAGCAAAAGUAUUUAUUUUCUACAGUGUUGCUGGCGCUUAUGCUCCAGAAAUCGAACAACGAUCUAAUACGUAAGCUCAAUUGACCUAAAAUUGCAAUUAAUUGGAGUAAAAUCGUGAUAUAAAAACAGUGGGCACUACUACUACUACUACUAUCUCCAAGUAUGGAGCAAAGCGGAAGGCAUUCCCAUCCCUAUCUAUAUAUCAAUAAAUCUAUCCUCAUUUUAGCAUACUGUA